This is a messenger RNA of Colletotrichum karsti, 3336 nucleotides long. Its product is annotated as immunoglobulin I-set domain-containing protein. NCBI's taxonomy places the organism in Eukaryota, Fungi, Ascomycota, Sordariomycetes, Glomerellales, Glomerellaceae. The coding region runs from base 1 to 3336 and encodes 1111 amino acids. The transcript has 5 exons. The record is from RefSeq and is a predicted model, not a curated record.
AUGAAGUCCAUUGCUCUGGUGGCUUUUUCGAGCCUGGCACCUCUGGUCUCGGCUCUUGGGCAACAAGCCAUCGUUUCGUUGAAGAGUGCCCCCGACGUUUUCCAGAUUGCCGGUGGCAAUGUCAAAGCUGGCCAAGUACUCGUGUCCAGCGACGACUAUUGGGGCGUUAUUCGAGCUGCUGGCGAUCUAGCGUUGGACUUUGGCCGUGUCACCGGCACCAAUUACACACUCAGCAACGGCGAGAGUGGCUCAAAUCCCGCCGUUUACAGCUUUGCGCCGGUUGAUGUUAGCAACAACACCAUUUUCCGCGUCGAGGACAAGCAAACCUUCUCCGGUCCUAAGUAUACCGACCCUGCUCCUAGCUCUACGGUCGUCAUUGCUGGCACCAUUGGCCACUCCAAGUUCAUCGACGACCUCAUCAAGGCCCAGAAGCUCAACGUGAGUGAGGUCGAGGGAGAAUGGGAGGCUUUUGUGAGCCAAUUGGUCGAGGAGCCUAUCGCGGGAUGCUCUCGUGCCCUCGUCAUUGCCGGUAGCGACCCUCGAGGUACCAUUUACGGCAUCUACGAUGUUAGCGAGCAGAUUGGCGUCAGCCCUUGGUACUUCUGGGCCGAUGUUCCCACAAAAAAGGCUACGGAGAUCUACGUUCUGCCCGAGCGCAAGGUCCAGGGUUCACCCUCGGUCAAGUACCGUGGUUUCUUCCUGAACGAUGAGCAGCCGGGUCUUUCCAGCUGGGUGUCGACCCAGUGGAACGACACGUGGAACAAUGCCGCCCCCUACAACCAGCACUUCUACAGCCUCGUGGGAGAGCUCCUGCUUCGUCUUCGUGCCAACUACCUUUGGCCAACCCUCUGGGGCAGCAUCUUCUAUGUAGACGACCCCUACAACCAGCCUCUAUUGGACGCUUACGAGGUUGUACUCGGUGGUUCUCACACGGAGCCUCUGAUGCGUGCCCAGAAUGAGUUCAGGACAUACUAUCAAGGUCAAUGGGCUUAUAACCUCAACAACAAUACCAUCGAUGAGUACUUCCGCUACGGUGUGCAGCGCGCCAAGCCAUAUGCCCGCAACAGCCUCUGGACAAUGGCCAUGCGAGGUACUGGCGACACAGCUAUCGAGGGCAACCUGGGUGUUGAGGCUAUUGUCACUAUGCUUGAGAAGCUUGUCAGCAACCAGCGCAAGAUCAUUGCUGAAGGACUUGAGAUUGAGGAUGUCUCGACUGUGCCGUCCCUGUGGUGUUUGUACAAGGAAGUGCAGUCGUACCAAGAGAAGGGUCUUCACGUUCCUGAGGAUAUCACUCUUCUGUGGGCCGAUGACAACUGGGGUAAUGUCAGACGAUUGCCUCUCACGAACGAGACAGACCGCAGCGGUGGUGCUGGCGUCUACUACCACUUUGACUACGUUGGCGACCCUCGCGACUACAAGUGGAUUAACACCAUUCAGCUGGAGAAGACCGCCGAGCAGAUGUACCUGGCUUACGCACGCAAUGCCCGAAGGAUCUGGAUCGUCAACGUCGGCGACUUGAAGCCUCUCGAGAUCCCCAUCAGCCACUUCUUCGACCUGGCGUAUGACACGGAGAAAUGGGGGCCUGACAACACUCAAGAAUGGCUCAACUCCUGGGCUGAUCGUGAGUUUGGCGCAGACCACGCUUCAAACAUUACCGAAAUCAUGACUAGAUAUGGCAUGUACGCUGCUCGCAGAAAGUACGAGCUCGUUGAGCCCCAGACCUACUCGGUCAUCAACUACAACGAGGCCGAUGCUGUUCUUGAGCAGUGGGCCAUUCUUCACGAGCAGGCCCAGGCUGUUUACGACUCUCUCGAUAAAGAAUACCAAGCCGCCUUCUUUGAGAUGAUCCUGCAUCCCGUCAUGGCAGGCGAGAUCCUUCACAAGAUCCAGAUCAAUGGUGCCAAGAAUCAGCUGUACGCUGGACAGAAGCGGAACCUGGCCAACGACGUCAUCGACGAGUCCAGGGCUUUGCUGGCUGCCGAUGCGAACCUGACCAUUAGAUGGAACAACCUGCUCGAUGGCAAGUGGCAGCACAUGCUUGACCAAACACAUUUGGGAUACGACGGUUACUGGCAACAGCCCAUGAGAAACACCCUGCCCGAUAUGCGCUUCGUUCAGACGGCAUUCCCAUCUCUGGGUGGCCAGAUCGGCGUUGGUGUUGAGGGUUCCAAUGCUAGCGUACAAGGAGACGACAAAUGGCACACCAAUUCCGCCAACGACCUCGCUACGCCUCCUCUCGACCCGUACGGCGCGAUCUCUCGCUACUUUGAGAUCUUCACGCGCGGAACGCAGGCCUGCGAAUGGAAGGCUAGCCCGUGGCAACCAUGGGUCAAGUUAUCGCAGUACACUGGCACCGUAGGCGGCGACAACGGAACUGACGCUCGCAUCUACGUGUCGAUCGACUGGGCGAAUGCACCUGCUGCCCCGAACGCGACGCAGGUGUACAUCAACGUGACAACACCGUGCCGAGGACUGGAGAGAUAUGCUGGGCAGGGACAGAGAGUCAUCAUCCCGUUCGUCAACCGGGCUGUUCCGUCCAACUUCACCAAGGGCUUCGUCGAGUCUGAUGGACACGUAUCCAUCGAAGGCCCUCAUUACCAGAACAUUGUCUCGCCCACGACAUCCAAUUCCAGCAGCAACCAUAGUCUCGAGUACCACGUCUUCGAGAACUAUGGUCGCACUCUGGGAGGCGUGGGACUGUACCCGGCCGACUCGGAGAAGAUCAAGCUCGGUGAAGGCCCGGCUCUCGAGUACAACAUGUACCUCUUCACCAACACCAGCAAAGCCAACGUCACUCUGUACAUCUCACCGUCUUCCAACUAUCUUGGAGAUGGCAACCCACUAGAGUACGGCAUCUCCCUGUACCCGACUGGGGGCAGUGAGCCGGAGCCCAAGACGGUGCGACCGGUUGGCAAGACUGAGGGACAGAACAUGCCCGACGGUUGGGGGUAUGCCGUGGGCGACGCCGUCUGGGGCCUGACGGGCAACUACACGACGACUUCGUUCAACGUCACUCAGGAGGGAGCCUACACGCUGCGCAUCUGGGCCCUCAUGCCGAACAUUAUCGUGCAGAAGGUCGUCGUUGACCUUGGAGGCGUGAGGAAGUCGUAUCUCGGACCCCCGGAGAGCUUCUUGCUCGGGCGGGAUGAGCAGGGCAAGUACAACCAGACGACGUUUACGAGUAGUCCGGGUGUUGUGGGAGGUCACGGGAACGAGAACGCGACGAGGCUCGCGCAAAAAACGAACAAUAAGAACGCCGGUGGGAGGAUGUGGGCCAACGGUGUCAUGACGGGGGUGUUUGCCAUGGCUCUGGGUGUCUUCCUGACGAUGUUCUGA